AUGGCUUCGAGACCGGUCAAAAUAAAUGAACUACUUUAUUUUGUUAAUAAUAAUUUAAAUUUAUUAGCGAAAGAAUCAUUUAUUAAUAAUACUAGUGAAUUUUAUACUAAUGACGAUAUCGUUUCAGCAAUUAAAACAUUAAAAUGUGAAAUAGAAUCACUAAAGUUAGAAAAAAUAGAAAAAUUUCCCUCGCGCGGGAAUUCAAAACGUGAAAAACUUCUGGAAUGCUUGACUUUAUUCAGGUAUAUUAAAAAUAACAAUUUGUUGGAUAGAAUAACAUUAUUUUGCAGUUCUGAUAUAAACAAAAUACCAAACACGGAAAACUGGCUGAAAAUAAAUUUCGACUUUGUUAACAAACAAAUAAAAGAAAUGUUGUUCAGUCAACAAGCUGAAAUUAACAAAAUGUUUUUGUCUUACACUACCGAGUUGGAUAAUGUAAAAAAUAAACUUAACUCUCUUGUUGGUGAAAGUCGUCAAAUGUCAACAACGAAAAAAAAUGUCAACAACGAAAUUCCAACGACAAAUAACGCGCAGCAAGAUAACAUUCUACAGGACAAAAAUCUCUGGUCAAACAGAGUAACAACACCAGUGGAGAACUUACCGUUCAGUUUCGUACUGCGCAAAAACAAGCGUCCACGGUCAGACAACAGCAGCACCAAUCGCAGUGAAACCAAUAGCAACAACGCCAACCGUCAAAACAACAACAUCAUGAAAUAUUCAGAGGUUGCAAAAAAAGUUUCAAAUAAAAUUGUUGGAAACAAAGUCAGCAAUGAUUGCAAAUUGAAAGCGGAGAAACAGCUGAUAAAAAUCCACAAUGUUUUCAGAGUGUGUGUCGAAAGUUGUGACGCCAGCAAGAUGAAAGAUCCUGACAUCAUUUUGAAGCACAUCAUCGUUCGUGAGUGGCGCUUCAACCAGAAAAAACCCGAAAAAACCAUCACUGAAACAUGGCUUAAUGAUAGUACAGAGGAUUUGAUUUGUAUGAACGGUUUCAAAUUCAUCGGAAAAAAUCGAUUGAGCAAACACGGUGGAGGAGUAGGAUUCUACGUAAGCAAUAACUUGACCUUCAAGACAAGAGAUGAUUUAAACAAGUUGGGAGGUCUAGAUUUUGAAACUUUUGCAAUUGAAUUAAAGACUGAUCCUUUAACCAAAAAUUUCGUCAUUGUUGUAUCAUACAGACCACCCAGUUGCAACGCGAUCUAUUACCUGCAGCAUUUGGAAAUUAUAUUGCAACAAAUAGACGUUGAAAACAAGCAUGUUGUUAACACAGGUGACCUCAACAUUGAUAUGAGUGACACGAACGAUGAUGUUAACAAAAUGUAUUUGUGUCAACUUUUUACCUGCUACAGUUUUGAUCAGUUAAUAACGCUUCCAACAAGAAUCAGUGUUGAAAAGCAAUCAAUCAUCCGACUGCUUUUUCACAAACUUUCCGCAACAGGUAGCGUUAUGUGGUGUGCACGUUCAUGA
This is a messenger RNA of Helobdella robusta, 1464 nucleotides long. RefSeq lists its product as hypothetical. Bases 1 to 1464 code for a protein of 487 amino acids. NCBI's taxonomy places the organism in Eukaryota, Metazoa, Annelida, Clitellata, Rhynchobdellida, Glossiphoniidae. The record is from RefSeq and is a predicted model, not a curated record. The transcript is spliced from 3 exons.